This is a messenger RNA of Malaclemys terrapin pileata, 1083 nucleotides long. RefSeq lists its product as uncharacterized. The transcript has 7 exons. Lineage: Eukaryota; Metazoa; Chordata; Testudines; Emydidae. Bases 5 to 628 code for a protein of 207 amino acids. The record is from RefSeq and is a predicted model, not a curated record.
GAGAAUGGUGCCAAAAGACAGAAGCGUGUGGUGGGUUUGGAUCUCGGUGCUGUGUGCUGGAACCGUUGCCAGAGCAGCAGAACAAGGACAAUCGUCCAAGGACCCGGGGCAAAGUGGGCCUGUCGGAGGAACCGCGAGCUACUUCACCUGGACAGCAGAGAGAACAGACCGAAAUGCAACAUGGGGCACUACAAACACAGCCACCUCCACAGGAGGACCCACAACGCCCAACACAACAGUUCUCAUCCCAGUACAGGACACCCCUGGGCACAAAACCAGAGCCUCGGCUUUCAGCUCGAUCAAGUACUGGGUCCCGCCGGCGUUCAUGGUCAUUGCGUUGAUCACCCUGUAUUUCACGUACAGGAAGACCACAGAGAGAGAAAGCCGCAGCAGAGCCGGGUCCAUUGAUGAAUCCUCAGACUCUGACUCACAAGACAAUCAAGUGGUUCACAGUGCAGCCCAUGUUAUCCCCCAUCCGGAGGCGUGGAAUCAGACCCAUGCGGAGACGCUGCAGGCAAAGGAGACACUAACCACGGAGGAAAACGAAGCAGCUCUCUCUGACCCAGAUCCUUCCCCCAGCCAGAUUGAACAGAACACAGCGGCUGAUAGCGCGGCCCCGCCCAGCUAGCCCACGAUGUCAGAGCCUCCUGGCCCCUCAGCGCGAUGCCAACACAUGGAGAAACCACAGAGGCUUUGGUCACUUCUGAAGAAAGCUCUGUACACCACUCCCACCCUGCCCCAAAUCUUCCCCUGAUGAAGAAGGAGGUGACAGUCAAUCUCACCCCUUCCAUGGCGAUUUUCUCCUGUAGAUCUCAAGAUGCUUUGCAAGUGGGGGUACAUAUCAACAGCUCCAUUUUAGAACGGGAAACUGAGGCACAGAAAGGUGACGUGACCGUGCCUAUCAAGCCAGCAACAGAGCGAGGAAACAGAACCCAGGAAUCCUAAUACCCUGCCUGGCACUGGACUAUGCUGCCUAGCCUUGAUUGUGGUGCUGCUCCCUUGUGGAUGGCAAACUUUGGUCCUGAUUCUCCAUAAUGUUAAGCACGUGUCUAAAUCCUAGUGAGAUUGGGGACUGGUUUUGGU